Messenger RNA from Brassica oleracea var. oleracea, 2417 nucleotides. Its product is annotated as putative ATP-dependent RNA helicase DHX33. The record is from RefSeq and is a predicted model, not a curated record. The coding region runs from base 64 to 2229 and encodes 721 amino acids. NCBI's taxonomy places the organism in Eukaryota, Viridiplantae, Streptophyta, Magnoliopsida, Brassicales, Brassicaceae. The transcript is spliced from 12 exons. Gene Ontology annotation, cellular component: nucleolus; intracellular anatomical structure. Gene Ontology annotation, molecular function: RNA binding. Gene Ontology annotation, biological process: positive regulation of transcription by RNA polymerase I.
UAUGCGUGUCGGAAGUUUUUUCGCGCUGCUGUGAACAAAUCUCACGGUGAGAAUUUACCGGUGAUGCCAUCAAUGGCGCAAGGAGAACUCAAGAGCUCUGUACUAAACAGUAAAUCCCCAAUUGCUUCACGCUUCAGAAUGAGGCAGAAGAUAGCAGAACAUAGAAAGUCUCUUCCUAUUGCUUCAGUGGAGAAGCGUUUGAUUGAGGAGGUUCAAAAGAAUGAUAUUUUGAUUAUUGUUGGUGAAACCGGUAGUGGGAAGACUACUCAGCUGCCUCAGUUUCUAUUCAGCGCUGGAUUCUGUAGGGAAUGGAAGAUGGUGGGGAUAACGCAGCCGAGGCGUAUCGCUGCUGUGACUAUUGCCAAAAGGGUAGCUGAGGAGAGUGAUGUUGAGUUGGGCCAAAGGGUUGGUUAUUCCAUUAGGUUUGAUGAUUGCACUUCUAGCUCCACGAGGUUGAAGUACAUGACUGAUGGGUUUUUGUUGAGGGAAGCUUUGUUGGAUCCGCUUCUUUCUAGAUAUUCAGUCAUUGUUGUCGAUGAAGCCCAUGAGAGGACUGUUCAUACUGAUGUUCUGCUUGCAUUGCUGAAAGAGGUGCAGCGGGCUCGGUCAAAGCAGGAAGGAGUACAAACAAAAGCAGGUGAUGAGAUUGGUGUGAAGCGGAAUGGUGGUGUGUUAAGAGGGUGCCAAGGCAGGAAAGUAUCUCCGUUGAAGCUGAUAAUCAUGUCUGCUAGUUUGGAUGCACGUGUUUUCUCUGAGUACUUUGGUGGUGCCAAAGCUGUUCAUGUGGAAGGGAGACAGUUUCCCGUUGACAUUUUUUACACAGUCCAUCCCGAAACAGAUUAUGUGGACGCAGCUUUGGUCACUAUAUUCCAGAUUCAUGUGGAAGAGAAGCCAGGUGAUAUACUUGUUUUCCUCACCGGGCAAGAUGAGAUUGAAUCUGUUGAAAGACUUGUCAAAGAAAGACUUGAGCAUUUACCUGAAGACAAGAGGAAGCUGCUGCCACUUGCUAUCUUCUCUGCUCUUCCAUCAGAGCAGCAAAUGCAAGUUUUUGCCCCUGCGCCAACUGGUUUUCGUAAGGUGAUUUUGGCCACAAACAUAGCGGAAACAUCGAUUACAAUUCCUGGAAUAAGAUAUGUGAUAGACCCUGGGUUUGUCAAGGCACGAACCUAUGAUCCAAGCAAAGGUAUGGAGACGCUUGAUGUUGUUCCAGCAUCAAAAGCACAGUCGCUUCAAAGAAGUGGACGUGCAGGACGUGAGGGUCCUGGCAAAUGUUUUCGUCUUUAUCCCGAAAGGGAAUUUGAGAAGCUGGAGGAGUCAACCAAACCAGAGAUCAAGAGAUGCAAUCUCUCUAAUGUCAUUUUGCAGCUCAAGGCUCUGGGAAUUGAUGACAUUGUUGGAUUUGACUUUAUAGAUAAACCUUCUAGGGGAGCCAUAGUGAAGGCAUUGACGGAGUUGCGCUUGCUUGGUGCCUUGACGGAUGAUUGCAAACUAGAGAAACCCGCCGGAGAACAAAUGUCACAGCUCCCACUAGAUCCUGUCUACUCCAGAGCUCUAAUUUUGGCCAAUAAUCAGUUCAACUGUCUCGAGGAAAUGUUAAUCACGGUUGCAAUGCUCUCUGUGGAAUCCAUAUUUUAUGAUCCUCGUGAGAAGAGAGAAGAGGCAAGAACCUCAAGAAACCACUUUGCUAGCGUUGAAGGGGAUCAUCUCACUUAUCUUAGCGUAUACCGAGAGUCAAAUGAGUUCUUGGAGAAGAGAAAGACAGAAAGCAGUGAAGCCAAAAUUGAUAAAAUCAUGAAAAAAUGGUGCAAGGACAACUUCGUGAAUAAUCGUUCCUUGAAACAUGCCCGUGACACUUACAGACAAAUUCGUGAACAUGUUGAACAGAUGGGUUUUAAUGUGUCUUCGUGUGGGAACGACAUGCUCGAGUAUCGUAGAUGUCUUGCUGCAUCGUUUUUCCUUAAAGCAGCACAGAGACAGAUGGAUGGGACAUACAGGGCGUUGGAAAGUGGGGAGAUUGUCCACAUCCACCCAACUUCUGUUUUAUUCCGUUCGAAACCCGAGUGCGUUAUCUUCAACGAGCUCAUGCAAACCAGCAAGAAGUACAUUAAGAACCUGACGAGAAUUGAUCAUUUAUGGUUGGCUGAGUUGGCUCCUCAUCAUUACAAAACAGAUGAUGAGAUGAAUGACUUUAACACAAGAGAUGGAAUGUUGCAGACUGAAGCUUUCUAAAUGAACAAGAAAAUGAAGUCCUUUACUGUUUUUGUUUAUCGUUUCCUCUCCGAUCCAGAUGACUGUUUCUAUUCUGUUAAAGAUGGAACACUGACUGAAGCUAAUGUUAAAGGAAAGUUGUUUGUUUGAUUCAAAGAUGACUUUGUAGCUGAGCUUAGAAUUAUAUUAAAUUACAGGAUAUGCUUGCA